AAGAUAUAAAAGUAAGGUAAGUAGUAAGUAUAAAUAAAUCAAUCGAAGAUCAGGAAAAAUAUCAUUAGGCAGUAGUGUAUAAAUUUAAAAGUAAAGUUUUUUUUUAAUUUUGUGGUUUUGUAUGGUCUAAAACAAUCCUUAUAUUAUGUGAGAAAAAUUUUGGUGCCUAAAGUAAAUUUCGCAGUGCGUAAAGUGAAUCACUUUACACACCGUUUUAAAAAGAGCUCCUUUACACACACUUUUCGGUGUGUAAAAUUUAACUUUAGAGAUUCGAAGGGUCAAUAGAAGUUAAAUUAAACAGCAAAUAAUAUGCACGAAUUUUCAAUGAACAACACAUCAAUUUUUAAUCAACAGUCAUCAGACUUUCAGUUUCUUUCCGCUUGUCACUACAUUACUAUUCUCGGCAUAUAUUUUUACAACAAUGAUUUAAUUACACUUGAAGAGCGAAAUCAGACUGUUCCUGUUCUAAAUACUUUCUUUGAAUAUAUCAAUAAAUCGAAAAAUGAAACUGAGGCAAAACAUCAGCUUCUAAAAACUAUAUUGAAAGGAAGUGAUCUAUAUGGUGGACAAGGAAAUGAAACACUUGACAUGAAAUACGUAAACGAAACAUAUCAGUACAUCAUUAGCACAACAUUGUUUUCUCACUAUGGCAACAUUAAUGGAUACUUGGCAAAAAUAAUUAACAGGGGAAAUAAUACAAAUUACUCAUAUCUCAAGGAGAAUGUGUUUCAACAUCUCUCGGAAAAUUACACAAGUAGGGAAUACUGUUUGGCAAAAAAUUACAGUUUGAAACUUACACCAUUGACAAUUAAAAAAGUUUUUCAAGAUCACAUUUGGACAAUUUUUCCCCAACCUGAACAAGAUAUGAGUAUAAUUGAAGUGAAUUAUAUAUACGCAAUGGUAGGUUUAAAAAUAAUCAGAUCUGUAUCAGCAGACGCAGUGAGUCUUACGUUCCAGGAAUAUAUUUUAAUUUCCCGCGAAAUUGAUUUGCACAAUUUCAGUAAUGAAAUCUAUGAAAUGGUGUUGAAAUUAUUCUCAACUCCUGCUUUAUUUUUCUACGCCUUUAAUCAAAAAGUUAAAUUUCGAGAAAUAGAUUAUACUCUAAAUGAUGGAUUUUGGAAUGAAGCUUAUGAAAAUCUAUUUUCACAUAUCAGUUUUACUGUGAAAAAAAUUGUACAGGAAGAUAUUAAAAAUAGUUUGCAUUACAAAUUGGAGAAGAAAAUCAGUGCUCUAAAAAGUCGAACGUUUCGUGCCACGGAAAUACUUAGAUUUUAUUGUGAUUAUGAGAAUUAUGCACAAGUACCUGUAGUUUAUGUGCAAGCGUAUAUGACUUUCUACCUUUGGCUAACGAUUCUUAUUCUUCCAGAUCAUUGUCUAAUUGGUGAUCUUCCUGAUUUGGAAAAAGUAUACGAAGAUCAGUUUAUAGACGUUAGGGAGACGUACAAUGCAAUUGAAAAAAAUGCAAUUGAAAAAGUCUUAGUGGAUGGAAAAAUGGUAGAAAAAAUGAAUUUCAAUUCUGUUAUGCUCGCACGAGUUCCUACCUAUCCAAUGCAUUGCAUGUAUUGUCCACCUAUGGACCGAAGGACAAACAGCAAUAUUUAUCUUUUGUUCGCAAUAAAAAAAGAAGGGGAAAAUGAUUUUUAUGCACUUAGACAAGAGAAUAAUACUCUGACCUUACUUACAAACAGUGGAAACGAACAAGAGUUUUCUAGAGCAAUUGCUAAUGAUUCUUCCUUACAGAUGGAAAAUGAAAUAUUUUCGAAAGCUCUUAAAUAUAGGAAUGAAGAUUAUGGAAUAUUUAUAGAAAGGGUUGCGGAUAUAAAAACAACACAGUUUCUUAAAAGCCUUAAAAUGUACUAUUACGAUGAAACGCUUGGGGAAAAAUUUCUGAACUACGUGAAAUCUCUUAUUCCAUUUUACAAGUGUAUUGAAAGUGCAAAAGCAGGCAACGUGGUAGGAGCGACAUUUAUUUGUUCUAUGGAUGUUCUUAGUCUGAUUCCACUUGUGGGUUUUGCAGCAAAAUAUACAGCUACACUAAGCAGUAGCUUAACGGUAGAAAUUGGUAAAAAGUACUUAAUCACUAAUACUCUUGUAAGAGCAGGAAUUAUUAACAAAUUGCCGAUAACAACAGCGUUGAAUGAAAUUUCAAGAACUGCUGCUCGAACAAUCGCAACUGAAAUUCUCACUAAAAGACUCUUGAAAGAUUUAGCUGUAGCGUCUAUUCGAACAGUGGAUCCUGGAUUUGAAUUGUCUUACCAAGUUAGUCGCUUUGGGUUUCAAGCACUUCGCAACCUAUUUCGAAACAUGAUUUCCAAUUUUAAGAACAUUCCCGCAGUUAAAAGCACAGUAGCAUUUAUAAAAUCAUUAAUAACAAAUGUAAAACAAAAUUUAAACGUUCCUGAUCAGAUGGGAUUACUACCACUGGUUCUAGCAGAGCAUAAUGGUUACAACCUUGUUAGGUACUUCUAUCCCGGUGGAUCACAAUUAUUUGGACCUGCCUGUGUUCAAUCGUUUGGAAAAACCGCCGAAUUAAGAAGCAUUGAAGGAUAUUCAUUCCAAAUUCCAGUUGUGCCAGUUAAAUCAAAUGGAGCAUUUUCUUACAAACAAUACAUUCCGGAAACUGGUAAAAUAACAGAUAUCGAAUUUCAAAAGGGAAACAACGACGUUUUACAUCGAUUAGGGGAACUGUUAAACGAAUUGGUUAUCGGUGGACAGAAAAUAAAUCUGUUACACAAUUAUCAUGUCUUUCAUCAUGAAAUAAAAUGGAACAAAGUACCUGCGAAGGAGCAGACCGAAAUUUUUCAUCAACCUAUUGAAGAACCCAAUCAGGAAUCACUUCAGAAUCCCGCGAAUACACGAGAAAAUAUAAUGGAACAGCACACCAAUUCUCAUAUUCAAGAGAACUUACCUAACUCUAAAUCUCCAAUUACUAUGGAAGAAAACACAGGAAAUAAAUUUCCUCAAGUAACAAAUUCCGAACUUCCGGGAACAUCAACAGGAAUUGCAAGAAAAGAACACGACUAUUCACAAUCCCUUGAUCCAUUAUACUCUAUGAAUAAGAAAUAUUUUGUUAAUACACCAUCAUUUCUUAAAUUAGAUAUUCCAGAAAUGAAAAAAAUUCUACUCGUAGAAGAUGGAUCAGUAACUCAGGUACAAUAUCGUCACAAAAAGUUUGAUGCAGUUCCGGAAAAGAUUAGAAAAGUAGAUGUUGAUGAUAUUCCGGGUACAUCGAGACAAUUUGUAAAAAAUGUAGAUUCAACAAUUAAUAACAAUAUCAUAAGAUAUCCAAUAUACACAAAAGAGGUGGAAAUUUUAAGGAUGUUGAAGAAUUAUGGUUUAGCUUUUAUAAAGACAAACAAUGUGGAACUAAAUUUCCUACGCACUACUAUUAACAAAUUGGCCCUCCUUCAAUUGGAGACAGGACUUUCACAAAAAGCAGAAAUUAAUUUGUGGUACACUCAAAUUGUAUACGGACAUUUUAACAAAGAUGUUUUAAGACAAUUGAGAGGAAAUACUUUCUUCUUUAAUGACAUUACUCUAUUAGAAAAUAAACCACCCGGUCCAUUUGUGAUUGAUAAGAUAAGACAAUCUUUGGAAGUAGAAGUUCGAUAUUACUUAACGAUUGAUUCUUCAUAUUGUGGAUUUGUGGAUUUAACUCAUUUUCAUGACGAAUUUAAAGGAAAUUACAUCACAUUCAGCGACGUGUUAUUUACAGUAACGGAUUCUUUUUUUAUUUUAUCUGAUAAAAUUUUAAUUGUUCAUCUCAGAAAUAAAGAAAUGUCGAAAGAUUUAUGGCAGCACUUAAGACAACGAGAUAUUAGCAAUUUAUUAAACGAGGAAGUAAUUAAAGAAACUGCAAGAAUGAAAACCAUCUCAAAAGUUGCCAAUUUCAUUAGCGAAAAUGCACUUCUACAUACAUUCAAGACAUCACAAAAUGUACUUUCAAAUUACAUUUUAAACAUAAAUCCAAGUGGUUUAAGCUCUGUACCAACAUAUGAGAAGUUAGCUCACGAUUUAAUACAUUUGAAUUCUUUGCAUUCUUAUAAUGAUUGGAAAAUAGAAAGCAAUAAGUAUAUUCAAGAUGUGUUAUUAAAUUAUAAUUUAGAUGAAAUCACUGAAUUGAGUGAAGCAAAAAAAAUAAUUAACGAGAUUUAUGAUUUUGUUUAUACUCAAAAUAUAGAAGAGGCAUUUGAAAAUUACAGAAAGAUAGUAGACGUUAAACGAUAUCUUCGAUUUGAAGAUUAUUAUGUAUUAUAUUCUUCCGCGAACAACAAAUUAGUAAUGACUAAAGAUGGAGUAAGACGAUUUGAAGCUGCAAUUCAUCGACUUGCUCUUAAACAAUGUAGCGAGGAAAUAAUUAUGAAACCAAUUAUACUUUACCGUGGUGAAAAGCUGGAUAUGGAGAUGUCUUUAAAGCUUAAAUCAAUUGACAAGAAUAAUAUUAUUAAAUUUGAUAGAUUUAUGAAGUUUUCUGUAAAUCAAAUUGUGGAAGAAUCAAAUUGUUUAAACAUGGUGGGCACAUCAUCACAAAUUCCGUUAUUAAUGGAAAUUAAAAUAACAAAUCAUAUAGGCGUUGUGGACAUUAAUCGUCUUUUUAAUGAUGGAAAUCCAUUUCAUAUAGCAACAGCAAAUUUUGAAUUCGUAUUGAAUGACAUACGCUUUAAAACAAUUAAAGGUAGGAAAGUGUUGUAUAUGAAACUUUCUGAUUAUGAUAGUGGAAUAGAAAAAAGAAUGGUUCAAAUGGCAAGGAGGCUUCAUGAGCUAUUUUCCACAGAUACUACGUUUUACUCGGAUAUUGUUAGAAUCUCGCAAUGAUAUGGUAUUUUUCUUUUGUUAAGAAAAAUCAUAUUCGAAUAAUAAUUACAAAAUUAAAUCAAACAAAACCAAUUAUCACUUUAUUAUGGUGAAAUGAUUAGGAGAUUUUUUAUAAACAUUAAUUUAAUUAUGUAAGAGGGAAAAAGUACCAUUAGAUUCUUUUAAUGUGUAUUCUUGUUAAAUCUUGUUUAAUAAUAAAUAUGUUUUGCUAAAAAAAACUGUGAUUUAUUAAAACCAUUUAAAUCUUUUAUUGCCUAUUGCUCUUAAUUGUUAAAAACUUUCAAUAUAUUUUUACAAAUAAGAUUCAAAUCUAUCAUAUUUGAGUCUUUUAAAAGUGUCAUGUUUUAUUAAUUUUUCAAACUAGAAAAAUACAUUGUAUAUUUUGCAACAAUUUCUAGAUUACAUUUCAUAAAAUAGAAGUUAAAUAAAAUCUUUUAUUUACAAAUAUAUGAUUGAUCUGUACAUAUGUAUAAUUAAAUAGUUGUAAAAAACUUAUUAAAAAACGCAAAAUAAAUGAAGAACUUUACAUAGGGGAAAGUGGGGAGUUGUGCUCCGGGUUUUGUUUUUCGAUUAAAACUAUUACCUAUAUAAAUUUUUUUUU
Messenger RNA from Leptopilina boulardi, 5416 nucleotides. RefSeq lists its product as uncharacterized. The record is from RefSeq and is a predicted model, not a curated record. NCBI's taxonomy places the organism in Eukaryota, Metazoa, Arthropoda, Insecta, Hymenoptera, Figitidae. The transcript is spliced from 2 exons. Bases 310 to 4815 code for a protein of 1501 amino acids.